Harpia harpyja (harpy eagle) is the source of this 12669-nucleotide messenger RNA. RefSeq names its product transmembrane protein 275 (gene TMEM275). Bases 8929 to 9477 code for a protein of 182 amino acids. NCBI's taxonomy places the organism in Eukaryota, Metazoa, Chordata, Aves, Accipitriformes, Accipitridae. The transcript has 4 exons. The record is from RefSeq and is a predicted model, not a curated record.
GAAAACCUUCCAGCUGCAUCCCAGCUUGUGCCUUAAGGAAGAAGAGUGGAAAUCAUAGAUUUUGGGACUGGACAAGGCUUUGAAAAAACUUUCCUGCUGCCCCAAGGUGAGCUUGGUACAUUAAUAGGAUCAGUACAUGUAUUUUUGUAUGUUAUUAGAUGCAAUAACUGUUAUGUGUCUUUACAAGCUGCAGAUCCAGAUAGAUCCAGGCUCAGUUGGUAUAUGGUUUACUACAGAGAGAGAAAAUGAGGACAAAGACUUUAUCAGCAUGAUAUGGGUGAGGGAGAAUGGUUGGAAAAAGAGCAGUUUUAGUCCUCAGCCCUACUAAAGCCUUGUGCUGUGAUCUAACGCAAGCCACUUCAUCUCAAUAUGUGAAAAAGGACCAGGAGGAUUUCCCUUGUGGCACAUCUGAGCAGCCUGUCAGCAUCUUUUGUAUGGGCUCGAUCCUGUCCCAAAGAGUAGAUGCAGUUGCACUGACCACAGUGGUCAUGCCCACCCCAGAGGGCUUGCAAGACCUGAAUGUGGGACGCAGAUGCUGGCCUUGCUCAUCAGAAGCAAGGGAGCAGGUAGCAAGAUAUUUUUGUUAUCCUACAUGUCAUCCCUCACUGCUGCGGCCCCUUGCUUCACCUGCUACAGCAGCACUGUUUUAGCAGUGUCUAAGAGACUAUCUUAGUGCAGCCACACUCCCUAUCUGUCUGCCUAAUCUUCCCCAUUUCGAAUGACAUUCAGCUUUCUCUUUGUUUUGCUGCUGUUUGGUGGCCCAAAGAUUUGAGUCUUUCCAUCUUUCAGCCUGAUACUUUCUGAGCAAAUGUAAUCUAAUGCUUACAGUGGACUUUCUCAGGCACAAUGUGUUGCACUUCCCAGUACAAGCUGUUUCUGUUGGCUCUAAACUGCAAUAACAACUAUCUUUAAUCAUCUUUCUUGUUCAGCUUGUGAUAGGCAGCUUAACCACAGAAGAUGAACUUGAGAAUUUUCCUAGCCUCGCGUCUGGUAUGAUCCCAGGCUGGUUUCUAUUUCCUACCUCUUUGUAAUAAUUAGUUGGUGGUGAAACCUGAGUGGAAGUUGUCUGGCCUCAGAGAGCUGAUGUUUUCUUCCUCUGACGGAUGUAAACAGGAGGAGAGUGGGUGAAGAGCUCUGGGUCACACUGCUCUCACAAGACUUACAGAGAGAAACAGCAGCUCCUCUUCAUCCUGAAAUAAUCACUUGCAAAGUCAGAGCUUUCCAGGUGGGAUGUGUCAGCUGCAAUCUUGGGAAGAGUUCCUGCCUUCUGAAUCAGUGACCAAACGGUCGAGCACAGCAAGUGAUGAAUACCCGUUUACAUCUUCUUCUGCUUUCUAGCGCCAGAUCUUCACCAAAAACAGUCACAAAGUCUUCCCCACCCUAACGGCACAUUUCCCCAGGCAGCCUCGCUCUGUUCUUGCAGCCCCGGAGGCCCAGGAUGGUGGUGACUAGGUGUGAAGCAGAGGUAGGAGACCUGUGCUGGGUUAAAGGAGGUUGUAGGUGGGGAAGAAAGGAGGAAACCAUGCUAGGACAAAAGGGCGAUGAGCCUCUGAGAGCGCUCAGGUCUGGCAGGACAGGGUGGGAUGCUGUUCUGGGGUGAAUGGUCUUGUUUAACGCCAGAACUGUCUUCCCUAUCCCUGCACCUACAAUCAAAGGGGUUGCUCUGGCUGGAGCUGAUGGAAACUUCUGGCCACAAAAUUAUCUUGGGUCAUUGAAAAUCAGGGAGAAGUGUAGACAAAGAGCGUUUUUCACACAUCUGCAGGGUGCUGGGCGCUGGGGAUUGCACCUGACAGUACCUGGGCUAUAGGAACAUUACAGGAGCCUGGUUUGGGUAAAGGGCUUGCAGACGGACCACGUGUUGCUUUUACUCCUCUGUUUUCUGUGGGUUCUGUGGGUUUCUGUGGGUGAGCUGAACAGUGUGUUGUUUGACAGAAAUUGUUUCUGACAUACUAGUAUCAGUAUUUGUCCUCAGCUGGACCUAGAAGACCUGCAUAAGUGCCUCAUGCAGCAGGACCAGGGACAUUAACCCGGUAUGGGGGUUGGAGCCUGCAGUGCUGGAGCCGCGGGGCUCCACUCCAAAAAGCAUCAGAAAUAGCUAGAGAGAAUGUUUUGAGAAGGGUCUGAAAUACAGCUUGCCUGGCAGUGGUGCUGCCUAUCCAAGGGAAUUUCACAGGAAGCAAAAGACGACGGGGAAAGUGGGAGAUUGGCGUCAUUUUGCAAACUGUCUUGAAGUCAGUCUGUGUCCUUCACUCCUGAAGGAAUUGCCCUCAGGCACCAGGUGUCUAACCCACAACAUUUGCUGGGUGUCCACAAGCGCUUGGCAGGGCAAAUAAGGCUUCAGCAGGUGUCAGAAGCCGAUACCUUAUUGUGGGUUCCUUUUCCAAAUGAACUGAAGGCUGUUCUGGUCUAAGUCAUGCCACUUUCCUCCCAUCACAAAACAUCUAAGCAGCCAAAUAUUGUUAUUUAUAUUUGGGGAUUGUAGCUGUCCUUGAGUGUCUAAAGCAGGCUGAAAGAUCCAAUUUGUCUGCAGGAUAGAAGACUUCGGUUUAGAGUCAUGUUUUUGUGUGAGCUAGAUGUUGUCAGGCCUGGUAGCUGCUCGGGGACGUCAGUGGGAUUUGCCCCGGCUCUGUUUUCCUUUAGUAGCUGCAGGAGGCUUUGGGGAUCGGUGGCUCUGGCCCAGCACACUGCCAUGGGCUCCAGGCUCUGUGGGAUCUCUGUAGCCAUCCCAGGGCUCCAAGGUCUCUUCUGCAAAGCUGGGAGCUCAGCCCUGCUUAAUCCAUAUGUCAGCAGGCCAUGGGACAUGGUGCUAGUCCUUGGUCAGUCUAGGAGGAAAGCAGAUAUCCAAUCUUUGCAAGAAAAUCGGCUUAGAUGCGCGGAACCUGAGAUGUUUUGGUUUUCUUGGUGAAUCAAGGGUUUGAAAGACUUCUGAUCAGCUCUGCCUAGUUCUGCUACUCACAUCGCCGCUCAAGGAACCGCGAUAUCUGGUGCUGCACUGCAAAUGCAGAGCAGAGAGACAGCUCCCUGCCUUGAAAAAUUGGGACUCUUUGAUGUGGGUUGGUCCUUCUGGGUUCCUAAGUGGGUCCCCCGUGUGAUCUAUGUCCCUGCAUUGUUCCUGUGGUGUUUCAUCUUUGGUCUGUGUAAUGUCCUGAUUGCAUUGUGAUUUUUAAUGCCGCUGUUGCAAGGAGCUCAAAGUGUUACAGGACGGAAGCAGGACACAAUUUAUGUUUAGUAUUUUCUCAGUGAAAUCACCAGCUUUCCUGGCUGUAUCCCCAGUCUUGGUGUUGAUACGUUUCUCUCUGCUCCAGGCUAAAAGCAGCACCUGCAUAAUAGUCAGCUCUGAGAUGAAACCUUCUGGGCAGCCUGUUUAACAAAUUAUAGGUUGAGCAAAUUAAAAGCAAACGGAAAAGGAAUGAUAACAAGUGGAAAAGGUGGUUGCUGGCAAUUUCUCUGAGAGAUCAGGGUAUGUAAUUCUUGGCUGACUCCGUAAGAGGCUGCUAUUUUUCUCCAUCCUUUACAUUGACUUCCUUCCCUUCCCUCCAGCUUGCUGCAGAGUGAUCUCAGCUGGAUGCCUCGCAGGGCUGGAUGCAGCUGCGGUGUGGGCAGGCACCUGCGUGACCACUGCUCACUCCACAGUGAGGAGGAGGCUUGGAGCAUCACCUCUCCCACUCCUCAUCCCCAGCACAGUAAAUCUGACCCUGGCUGUUCAUCGCUACAGAUCCGUAGUUGCGGUACCGCAGAAGCAGCACUCUGAAAUGCCUGGGCAGAUGCAUGUACCUAUUGCUGGGUCCAGCUGGCUAGGACCUGAAUAGGUCUUAAUUAUUUUUUGGCCAGGUUUCUUUCAGGAGUGAGGCUUACAUGGUGCUGUUCAUGUGUGUGUCUUUGUGCAUCUCCCCGCUCUGCUCUUGUUUCUCUGUUCACCUCCGCUCUGGGCUGUGUCCUGCUCUUGCCCUUCCUCCGUCCUGCCUCCUGCUCUUGCAAGGACUGGGGGUACGGUUGGGAGGGCUAAAAUCAAAUGUCCAUUUGGCUUCUGCUCUGGCAAAUGAAAAGGCCAGAUCAAAACCUGAAUUAAUGGGCAUGGGGUCUCUGCAGCAAUGUGUGGGGCAAUUCCCUCUGCCUUGGAGGGACCAGCAGCCAAUUCAGAUGCUCUGAUACCUUACUGGCGUAAUGCUAAGUCCCACAGAGAUUCUUGCCACUCCAAAAGUUGCUUCUCUUGCCCCAGUUUUCUCCUCCUGCCUGUUUUGGAGAGCAGGGAGAGCUUCCAGCCCACCCCCGAGUCUGUCUUCUGGAACUGAGCCUCAGUACUGAGAGCAUAAAACUUUGCAGCAAACCCAUAAAUUCCUGUGUAAUGUUUCCUAUGAAUCCUCCUGGAUUAUACUGCGGGUUUUAUUAAUGCUUUCUAACAAAUACGCCACUUGUGAUAUAACUAGCCAGUCAAGCGCUAUCUGGGGAGGUUUUAUUGCAUUAAAUUUUUUUAUUUUUAUUUCUCCUGCAGUCAAGUCUUCUGCUACUCCCUCCCCACACAGACACUUCUGCCACUCAAGAGUAUUAGAGUCAACUUUAUGUUGCCUAUAAAACUGGGUCAUUGUCAACUCAGUCCCUCUGCUGCUAUUUCUAUUUCUCUGGUCAUUCAGAUGGCUGGAGACUUGGAGCAAGGUGCAGAGCAGGAGAGUUUAUGGCUGAACAGAUGAGCCAGGGAGACCCAGAUGCUCAGAAUAUAAUGAACCAUGUUUUGCAGAAGGGGUGAGCAAGGUGCAGAGAGACUGUGUCAUACCGAAGGUACCACGUGGGAGUUGGGGCAGAGGUAGGAAGAAAAGGGCACAUCUCCUCAUUUCCUAAGUCACAACAACCUUUUCUCAGUGCCUGCCCGGUGCAGGAAUCCCUGUCCUGUCUCAUGGGUGCUGUGGUAAUCGCCAGGAGCUGAGCAAAAUCUCCUGGUCAGGAAAAAAACAACCAAAACUAUGUUGCAUGAUAAACACAGGGAAGGCUCGAGUUUGCAAACUGGCUGUUGUCCUCUGGGCUGCUCCAGGAGCCUCUUGAGUGUUUGCCUGCGGGGAGCUGUGGACCUCGAGGGCACUGGUCCUUGGCUCCCUGUCGAGAGUGGGCUAAGGCUGUACAGGAGCAGCUAUGGAGGAGCCACAGGGGUAAGUUAGAUGAGAAAAACAUUUCUCUGCAUACUGCACUUGUGCAUCCCCAGACCCUCUGGGUGAUCCCUGGAGGGAGCAAAGAAGUAAACUGGACCCAAAAUGCCAGAAAACAGCACUCUGGCUGAGCCAAGGGGUGAACUGUUUCCUUAGCGGUAGGACGUUGCUGUGCUACAGGGGAUAAAUAGUUACACCUGAAAUAAUACUCAUAGAUUUCCAGGCAUUGAUCCAGCACGGCUUGCAGGUCUCAGGCCUGGGAAACAUGCUUGAAUGGCUAAAAGGUAUAAAUUACUUUAAAUUAAUCAUUGAUUUAAUCCGUCUCUCCAGAAGCUGGAAUCACCAUGUUAUUGAGUCAGGAAUAAGCUGCAGUUGCACACAGAACUGUAUGAGAAACACACAUACUCAGUACUUUGGCUUCUUGCUCUUUCUGUGAAGCAUAUACCAUUUCCCACUGAGAUGAGUAGGUGUUGCAUGGGGCCCAGCAUCGAGCAGAAAAUCUCACAGGGAAGUACAAGUGCCCUUUCAAUCCACCCAGCAUCAAAUUGCAUCCAUUCGAACACGCAGAGGAGCCAACAGUAGAUUUCUCCUGGGUGAGAUAGGGAUGGGGGAGCAUUUGCCUCCAGCCUUUACAAAAUGGGGUUAAACGUGACAAACACCCAGCUGAGGCUGUGAACCUCCUGCGCCCAGGGAUGCCGUGAGCAGAGGGAUGAUGCUGGCACUGCCGCCGGUUUCAGUGGCAGUCCUGCAGUGCAGCGAUGGAGUCCCUCUUCGAGGGCAAUUCAGUACCAUGGCAUAGGUAAGGGAUCAGCUUCCUCAUGGGCGAGCUGGUGGUAAAACCCUGGAGGCAGAGAAGAUGUGGUGCCCUCAAUAACGUGGAGCUUGUAAGGAGGAUGUAGGCCCUGGAGAAAAUGCUGGAGACCGGCUGAUGAGCUGCUUCCCUUCCAAAGGAGUGCCGGCUUCUCCCGUAGGCAGCCUGACAGCUGGGGUAGCAGAGGCGGAAGGCUGGGGGCACUUACAAGAAGUAUCCCCAAUAAUUUCAUUGGAGGUAAGAUGACAGCAAGGUGACGGCUAGAAAACUUGCUGAGGGAGCAGCAAGGAGUGAUAAGGGACACGCUUAAUUAUUUAGAGACCAUCACAUAUGGCAAGUCAUUGAGUUACUGCACUUAAUGAGUUAGCGGUUGUGAGUGGGCUCCUUUCAGCGGUGUGAAUGCUCCAGGCCCAUCUUGAGUUCAAAGGAAAACACAUUAGCUGAAAGCUCUCCCCAAGGUACUUAAUGAGGUGCCCCUGUUAGCUGAAUCUCUAGAGCUGGCUCUGUGUAUGCUCCCAGCCUGCUCUGAUCACACGGUAAAGUUGCUGUGUGGUGCUGCUAACACAGUUCAGUUCAUAAUUGGAAGGGGAUGGGAGCGUGCAUAGUCGGCGGCUGCAGCUGAGCUGGUGGCUGGUGAGAGGUUAUGCCAUGGGCUCAUCACUUGUGAACAUCUUUCCCAGAUCCCGAGAUGAGCUGAGAAAAUCAAAUCUGCAGAGAAUCCAGCGACAGUCAUUAAGAAGUGGGUUUCUUCUCUGGAGUUAAAUUCUCCGCUGGCUGGGCGGAGACUGCAUGGCCGGGGAGUGUAAUUAGCAGCAGGUCAGAAUUCCAAAUGAAUGGUAAGCAGAAGCUCUGAUCCCCAUCCCUUUCUCUGAGGAGGUAGGGAAAGUUCAGUCCUCGUCUGACCAGAAAGCUGGGAGAAUGCCUCCAUACCCCCUGGUAACCGCCUGCCCUUUUUUAGAGAAAGUAAUGAUCAAUUAAAGAGCACAUGUGAAAGGUGAGGGGGAACCUUGUGUUUGGAGGAGACCAUUUUAAUCCUUUCAAACAGUCACAGAAACACUCAUCCAAGAUCUUUCCAGUUGUUAGGUUUAUUUAUUUUUAUUUUUCUUUCUCUUCCUUAAUCAUGUUUGCAGCAUCCCAGGCUUUUCAGAAAACAGCUGGUGAAUUCAUCCUAUAUCCAAACACAUUGCAAUAUUUUGGGGGCAGUCUCUCACUUGCUGGGCAUGAGAAAAUGGUUGCAAAUCCUCCUUGGCUUCAUUAGGUCCUGCAGAUCUUUCCCCAGCAGUUUGCUGUAGCACUAACCGCCUCUCCCGGUCAAAUCAGCGCUGGCCAGGCUUUUUCUCCCAGCCUCUGUUUCUUACCCUCAGCCUGAGCUGCUGCUCUGUUUAUUGCACAGUUUGAUCUUCAGGAUGUUGGAUACACAGACUGUUUUUUUCCUAUUUGCUUAAAAUAGUAGUGAAUAAUUCUAGGCACCGCUUCUGUUGCCUAAGGAAGAGGCAAGCAGUGACUCCUCACACAGGCAGGUUAAGUGGCCUUACUCUCUUUUUGCAAAUGAUUUCGUGGGAAAAAGAGAGAAACCCUUAGCUUCUGCAGACCUUAGAGAGACUGAGUGCUCAGCUGAUGGCUGCCGGUCCCCUGGGCAGUGGGGUGGUAUGCUCACAGCAUCUUUGCAGUUGUGCUGUGUCUCCGGGUGAUGCACAAACCCUGGAAAGCCUCUCCCCGUUGCCUCCCAGGCUGGGGGAGGCAAGGCUGGACCAUAGUCUUGGGAUGGGCCUCACCUUGACAUAGUCUCUGUGCCUCAGUUUCCCACUCUGCCGAAUGUGUGUAUUACCAUUCCUCUGUCCUCUUUGAGACAGAAGUCCCUUACAUCCAUGUGUUUAUGUAGCACCUUUGGUCCCUGAUCUCUGUAGAAGGGGUGAAAUGUGAGUCUCACAAAAAGCAUAUUGAAAGGUGGUGAGGGAAGGGGUGUCUGGCUUUGCCCACAUCUGUGGUACUGGAAAAGUGCUCCUGUAAACCAACAACUGCUUCUAAUGACGCUUUAUGAUUUCUCAGCUCUACAAGUUUUGCUACAGAGGAUGUGAGAUUUAAUCAGAAUUUCACAUUAUCCUGGUAGUGAUGAUAGCUGAGAGUCCCGUGCUUAAUUCUUACCUGGUCUUAAUCAGUCUCCUCGCUGGAGGAGUUAGCAGGGUCUCACCCAUGGUCGAGGCAGCUUUUCCCUGUAUCUGCACUGUCUGUGUGUGGGAUGGGGAAAGGGAAAUAGUGCAAUUUCAGUGACUUCUAAAAUGAAAUAGCACUAAAACCUGUCUACAGAAAGGUGCCCUUCUGUAGCUCCUGUCCUGCCCCAACAGUUGCCCACCCAGCUGUAGCAGACGAGUGAGACUUCAUUGUGUCUGCCAGCAGAGUUACAGGCUGGAGGUGCUCACCUAGAUCCUACUGCUCUGAACUCACCUACACCAACACCUGCUGGCAGCUCUGAAAUGGUGUGCGCUGCAGAAGAGAGGAUCCUGCUCUUGAAGGCAAAAAGAUGUCUACCACAUGCAGCUCAUCUCAAACCUGUGAGAAGCAGUUGCUCCCUAUGGACCCGUGGGUAGUUAUGGGGUCUGGUGUGGGGUGUGUGCAUGUCUCUGUCUGCUAUAGACAAACACAGCACUUCUGCUCUAUGGUGUCUGAGAGCUGAAUUCAUCCUGACAGCAGAUCAACUAUCCUUUGGUCUGAUCUGGCUAGCAGAGAGGACCACAAUGUGACAGAGGAGAAUGAACUGGGUGUUUGCCUCCUGGGUGAAUAAAGCCACAUAACUUCAGGCCUGCUCUUCCAGUGAAGAUGCUUGCUAAUUAGUUUGCCAGUGGGAAGCUAUGAGAAUUAAACACAGGAGACAUAAUCCUCCCUGCAAGGGAUUUCAAGGCAGCAGGAUACCAGAGCUAGCCUUCUCAAUACAGUGUACACCCUGUGAGGACUGAAGUGAGCUCUGAGACUCAUCUCAACAUGUUCAGUGAAAAGAGCAGCGCCUCUUUAUCCCAGAAACCCAUCCAGAAAAAGACACGACCUCAGGGCCUCCCCUCCCCUGCUCUCUGCUGCGCUUGUGGACUUUGCAUCAUGCUGGCAGGGAUCAACAUCACUUUAGUGGGAGCAUUUGCCUUUGGGACCUUCCUCCCUGUGAACAACCCUCCCAUCAUCAUUGGACCCAUCUUGCUGGUGGUGGCCUUCACAUUCUUCGGUGCCUGCUGCAUCUGCAGCCGGAGGCCGCCAGCUCACGGGGCCAGGAAAUCCAAACCAGGUUCCAACACUGGGCUCAUCAAACCUGGCAACACAGCCUUUGAAAUUGAAACUAGUGAGCACACGGUGCAGGAUACCACCGCUGUUCAGCUGAGCCCCACAAAUUCACCCAUCUCCUCAAAAAAGUCCACACCGGUUCACGAGAACGCGAAGACUUGCAAGCUCUUCACCAUGGAAGGCAAUGGGCCGGUGGCCAAGUACACGACAGGAGGAGAGGCGAUACAGCUCAACUUGCCCAGGGACCUGGCCGCAUCCUAAAGCCAGGCAGAGCUUUUGUUAGCAGCCAGCCAGGCACUGCAAUGGGUGGGCUGGAAAAUCCGUGAUGUACCAUCGGUCAGAGGUGUGGGGAAGGUGCUUGCGAAAAGCCAGCAGACAGACAGGUCUCUGUCACCUCUUUAAGGAAGGUAGAUGCAACAGCAGAAAAAUUCCGGAUUUUUGCUGAAAGGAACAUGCCCAUUACAUGGCUUUAGAAAGAGAAUUGAUAAUGCUAUUGCUGUGAAAGGAUGACUCUCAGUUCUUGGGACUACACCAGCUUUUUGGGGGAGCAGAUAGGAAGAGGGGAAUUAAUUAAUUUGUCUAGCAUAACGUGGAAGUGUGAUGGCUGGAAAGAGGGGCUACACGGGGCUGACAAAUGACAGCUCUUUCUUCCCAGUAGUGAAGCAAUUCUUGAACAUAAAAGAAGCAGGAAUGCAGUAAAUUACAGCUUGCUGCCACUCAGUCACAAGAAGAUGUCAGCAUUUUUAGUGCCAGGCUUUUUGGCAGUGGGGACAAAGCUAUGUGUUUGCUAUUGAAAAAGCAGUGUGAAACAAUCUCCCCUCCCUUGAAAUCCUUGCUCUGUCUUGCCUUCAUUGGAGUGACUUUACCACCCAUUAUAAGAGACAAUGAAUCACAAGGAUCACAAUUAACACUGGUAUUUUCCUCUUGUUUUAAUCAGUUUGGGCUUCAGCUGUGCUGCUUGGUGCAGUACGUUUCUCGGAAGGUCAGCCAGGCUGAAUCCUUGGGGACAAGCUCUUGGAGUAACCAGAGAUUGGCAGGAGCCUGAAAAUGAAAUAUUUGGGCAAUGAUUAUGUACUGAAUGCUAGGCAGCUUCCUUUCCAUCUUUUUGUGGAAGGCUGGCCUGGGAUACACAUCAGCUUGGGACAAGGGGCAGGUAACUGUAUGGGCUUCAGUAUACCUGUGCUGGAAGAUGGUGACUGUCUCUCCUUCCCUGAAGUGGCUGUGAGAUCCAUUACAUAGAGUGGGCAGUCGGGAGUGGAUCUCCUUGCUGCAGGAAACCGGCUGCUCAAUGUGCUCGUGGGCUUGCAAAGCAAUGGGAUGAGUGUCCAGAAGAGAAUUUCUCAAGAGCUGUUCAAUGCAAAGACACCACCUCUGCCUCAGAAAGACUCUGAUCUGAUGGAUUAUUGCUGCAAAGGCUUUGUGUUCUUCCCUGUGCGAUGCUGGCUGGGAAGACGGUGCUGUCCUAAUGGGCCUUUGCUCUGACUUCUGUAGAGGCUGUUCACAUGUUUUAUGACAUAUGGGACCAGUGUGGGGAAGGACAGCUGUGCAACAGCUGUGGAGAGGCAGCAGCAGGAGAGUGGGUUUUGAGUAUGAACAGCUGCGUAGGUCCUCUGUUUAUGGAAUUCCUAUCUUUGAAAUGGGGCUUUUGGGACUUUGAGUGACUAGGAAGUCAUAUGGACACAAGAGUGACCAUACCAGAACAUUCCAAGGGACCAGCUAGCCCAGCAUCCCAUUUCUGACAAGGCCAAGAGGAAGGUCUGGAGAAGAGUGUAAAGACAGGGAAAAACCAGGAUGUUGCUUGCCCAAAAUGUUCUCCCAGCCUCCAAUGCACUAUUGCUUAGGAGCUUCCUGAGCUGGAAGUGGUGCCUGCAUUUAGUAGCCCUGAAUGGAUUUUUUCUUCAUGAAAUAUUCCAUUUGCGCCUUGAAUGUCUAUCAACUUUCAUCAUUUGUGAUCCUGCAGCAGGGAGUUGCACAGUUUAAUGAGAGGCCAUAAAGUUCUCUAUCCUUGGCUUAUUUUCAUCCUGUACCCUACUAAUUCCCUUUGAUGCCCUAAGUUUGCCAGAUUAGAAGAGCCAGCAAACAGUCCACGCCGCCCCACCACUCAGGUUUUCUGGGGCCUUUGUCACAUUUCCUUCAGUCAUCUCCUUCUUAUGGUACUUCACAUCUCUUGUAGCCAGAGGGAGGUAAUGCUUCCCAUUCAACCCAGCAUCAGUGGUUCUCUAGGCUGAGGACAACACAGCCCUGAGGCAUUAGCCAGCAGAAAUGGGUAUAUGGAGAGGCAGGAGGACUGAAAGGGAAAUGCUGGAGGAGAGGGAGAGGUUGUGACAUGGCCAAGGCUCCCCUGGGCCACCAGCAGACCUCUGCAUGGCCAGGCCCUGAGAGCCUUAUGGCUGGUGUGCUGGGUUAAGUGAUGGCACAUGGAGUACAGUCCAUGCAGAAGGUGUCCUAGUUGCUUUGGGGAGCUGCUGUGCAGCUGAUGGCCCCUUCAUGAGCUCAGGUAGGCUGAGGUUCGAUUUCAUUCCUUCAUGAGAGGUAACCAAACGCUCUGUCUUGAUGUAGGUCCUCCUUGAGUGCUCUAAGUGUUUGCUGCCUUGAACAGCUCCUUCUACGUCAAGGAAUUACGUCUGUGAUUUUAGCAGGGUUGGUCUACUGGCUAGGAGAAGCAGAAGCAGGCUUGGGAGAAGGAUGUUUGUGUGAGCCUGGGAAAAUGUGGGUUCAAGUCUUUGGUACAGCCUCCAGGUCCUGGACAAAUCAUUUAAUUGUGCUACUGCUCAGCUCCCUGCCUGUGCGAGAGGGAAAAUACCUGCUCCCAACUCCACUUAAAGCUGCUUUAAAGAUGAACACAUUGCCAAGCAUCAGGUUUGGUAUUAGGACACCUGAGUCUGGAGAUUGCUUGAAGGUGGAUGAGUCUGUAUGGUCCGAUCUCUGCACGAUUUCCUUUAGAGCUCAUUUUCAUGGGUGAGCUCUGCAUCCAGCACUGGCUGCCCUUCAGCACACAGGAACUGCUGUACUGAACAAAUGGCUCCCCUGAUUUUUUCCUGCCGGUGAUUGCUGUAGCAAUUAAACAGAAUAGCUUGCUGAUAUAGGUUUGAUUCCCAGCUUGCUGGCUCGCCAGCCUUUUGGAAUAGCACACAACAGACUGGAAGUCCUUUAGAGGCAUUGCCCACAUGAGUAUGGUUACUGCAGCACUUUGAGUACUUGGAGUCAAAAAAUGGUAAAGUCAGGUGGUAACCAUACAACUCCUUUCUCUACUCGCUGAAGGCUUGAAAACCAAGUCUGCAGUGUGCGUGCUGGAAUCCCUCCUUAUUGCAGCUGCACCAUGAGAUGUUACCAGUGAUGGGUAAUACAAUGGCAGAUCCCAUACGAGUCGAAGGCAAAGGCCCCUUGGGCAGGAACAGGGGCAGAAGCAGGACCUUGAGAGCCGACUAGGAGUUUAGCGUGGUUCACACUUGC